This is a messenger RNA of Ceratosolen solmsi marchali, 1023 nucleotides long. It is a transcript of the gene Rrp46, whose product is annotated as exosome complex component Rrp46. The record is from RefSeq and is a predicted model, not a curated record. The transcript is spliced from 5 exons. Gene Ontology annotation, molecular function: RNA binding. NCBI's taxonomy places the organism in Eukaryota, Metazoa, Arthropoda, Insecta, Hymenoptera, Agaonidae. Gene Ontology annotation, biological process: rRNA catabolic process; nuclear mRNA surveillance; poly(A)-dependent snoRNA 3'-end processing. The coding region runs from base 91 to 741 and encodes 216 amino acids. Gene Ontology annotation, cellular component: nuclear exosome (RNase complex); cytoplasmic exosome (RNase complex); nucleolus.
AACUGUGUACAUGUGAAUUUCAUGAUAACCUCAAUUGUACAUUUGAAAGCUUAUGAAUAACUUAUUUUUAUAUAAUUACUUUAUAAUAAAAUGACAGAAAAUGAAUAUUCUUUACGUUUUUUAAAUUGUGAAUUAAAUUACUUAUCAGUAACCGAUGGUUCGGCAAUAUUUAUGCAAGGGGAUACAGCUGUAAUUGCUGGUGUUUAUGGCCCAGUAGAGUCAAAAUUACAUAAAAUGUUUUAUAAUAAAGCUAAUGUUGAAGCGAGUUUUAGACCAAUGAAAGGACCUCCAAGUGUAAACGAUAGGCUUAUGGAAUCAUACAUAAAAGACGUUUGUGAAGCAUCACUCAUUACAUCGCUAUAUCCUGCAUCAAGUAUAUCAGUUAAUAUACAGGAAUUAGAAGAUUGUGGUGGGCUGUUAGCAAGUGUCAUUAAUGCUUCUUGUUUGGCUUUGAUCAACUCUGGUUUAGCCAUGAAAUUUAUUUUUGCUGCUGUAUGUUGUAUGAUUGACAAGGAAUCUGAAAAUGUAAUUAUAGAUCCAAAUAUGAAACAAUUAAACAAUGCGAAAGCUGCUUUCACAUGUGUUUUUGAUAACUUAAAUAAAGAUAUAAUUUGCUGCCAAACCAGUGGACGUUUUACAGAAAAAGAAUUAUUAAAAUCUAUAGAAAUGUGUCGAGAAACUGUUCAAACUAUAUUUACUUUUUACCGAGACAUUGUAACAAAAUAUGCGACUGCAAUAUAAAUUUACGUUAUCAUAUAUAAAAACUUUAUUUUUUACUUACAUUUAAGUUCUAAAAAUAUCUUUAAAAUAGUCGGUUGUCAUUGAUUGUAGUAUUUCUUUUUGAAAGUUAUUUAGUUUUUAAAAAUUGAUAUUUUAUAACAGUUAUUUUCAAAAUUUGUAUAAAUGACAAUGAUACUCGCAAGAUGGCGCAUAAUGUUUCCACUGAUGAGUGCUGCCGUCCUCUAUGUCAACAUAAGUGUAAUCUUAUUAAAUUUAAAGUUCUGUUUAUAAACUAUAAUUUUU